AUGUUAUUGGAUGAACCGGCAGCAUUAUCGGCAACGAACAGACAUUUUGGACGAACGUUGCGCGGAUUGCGGGUGGUUUUACAUCGUUUACCAACAACAUCAAAUCGCGUUUCGAGAACUCCCAGAGAGGGAUACGUUAUUUUACGUGGUUUCCCUGUCAUCUUGCCACCUUUGUUCCCAAUUGAGGAACGAGAGAUACCAUCUAUCUCUCAACCUCGAUUGCAAGUCGCGUCCAUGGAAGACCAGCCGCAACCGCCCCAAGUACAGACAACAACAACAAAUUCUACUUCGUCGUCCGUCUCUCCAAAUUUGCAACGAUGCGCCAACGAUGAUAUUUUACUUGAAACAACUGUCCCUUCAGAAGCUAACGAUCAACAUUUUCUAAAUUUAAAUAACAACGACGUGCCGGUGAAUGUAUUAUUACCGCCUCCUAGACGAAGGCACGCUGACAUACCUAUUAGAAGAACGCACCGACACGCUAUUACUUUAGCACAACGACAACCGUUUCAUGUAGAAAUUCAUUCUUGCGGGCCAAUGACUGACGUAUGCCGUUUUUGCAACGCUUUGUUUUUUGAAUUGGAACCGAAAAAUCGGAAUAAUAUUAGAUUAAUUUGUUGCAAAGGGGGCGAAGUUAUUCUACCGCCUUUAGGGGAAUGUCCGAGAGAAUUGCAUCAAUUAUUAACUGAGAAUACACCUCUUGCUCGGCAGUUUUUGAAUAACAUCCCGAAAUUGAAUAGUAAUUUUGCCAUGGCCUCCAUGCACGCUACUAUUCCUGCGGAUGUUAAUGUUGGACAAGGGGCUGUUUGUUUCACAAUCACGGGACAAAUUUACCACCACGCUCAGGACAUCCCUCUAAAUGUGCCGCAUCGUGAUGAACCAAUCAGAAACAAUCAGUAUUAUUUUCUUGAUGUCGCGGAAGCGCUCGAACGUCGCAACGAUUUUUUUGACGAGACGGGAAUAGAUCCGCAUCUUUUCCGGAUCCUCGAGGAAAUAUUGAGGCGCACGAACGUACUCGUCCAUAGUUACAUUUGCAUUCGGGAAAUGAUUCGGGAACGCAUCGAACGUGACGGGCCAAACUCGGUAGCGAACAUCGUGGUGGGAUUCAAAAACAACAUCAAUAGAGAUCGACGGAAUUUUAACUUACCCGAGAGCCGCUGCGAAAUAGCAGCGGUAUUUGAUAACGAUAUACCGUUCGAUGUUGAUCUGCGAGUGUAUCCACGACGUCCGCUUAUCGACCAUCAAAAUAAAAUUAGUAAUUUGUCUCGUGUGUCUGAUCCCAUGGUGUACCCGUUACUCUUCCCUCCCGGAGAGGACGGUUAUGACAUGCGUCUCAGAUACGCGAGCAGACGAGACAAAAAGGUCUCGCUCCGGGAUUUCUAUCAGCACAGGUUGAUGGUACGUGACGGGACUUUUUCCAUAUUGCACAAUUCCGCGAAACUAUUUCAACAGUACGUGAUUGACACGUACGUGAAAAUAGAAUCGGAAGAGUUGUGGUGGUAUCGGACGAAUCAACGUCAAGUUCGGACCACGUAUUACAACCGCUUAAUCGACUACGUGCGCAAGCGCGUAGCCGAAGCGGGGCCUAAUGCGAGGAUCGGCCGUAUCACCAUCCUGCCGGCCACGUUUAAGGGUAGUUGUCGCGGACAGAACAAACUAUACCUGGACGCUAUGGCAGUCGUUGCCAGACACGGUAAACCAGACUUAUUUAUAACGAUGACCUGCAACCCCCAUUGGCCAGAAAUUACUCAAAAUUUAAAUUUUAAUCAACGCGUGGAAAAUCGUCCAGAAUUGGUGUGCCGAGUCUUCCAUACAAAGCUCCAACAAUUCAUGAACGAUUUAGUCAAAGAACAAUUCUUAGGAAUUGUCCGCACUUAUCAUUAUUCGAUCGAGUUUCAAAAAAGAGGACUGCCACACGCUCACAUUUUAAUCGGGUUCGAACCUACGGAUCGGAUCGACGACGCGGAGAAGAUGGACCGGAUUAUAUCUGUACGGAUCUACAAUCCGGCCGCCCCGUGUACCAACUUGGAGUCUCGCGUGUGCGCGAAAGGCUAUCCAAAAGCCUUUCGACGCGAUACCGUUCUAAAUUUCCACCGUUUCAACGGAAGACCGGAAUAUGCCCGUCCCGAUGACGGUCGGUUUGUCAUUUUCGCAGGCAAUCGUUAUGAUAAUCGGCGUAUCGUGCCUUACAACCGCUGGGCUGCGAUGAGAUAUCGGACUCACAUUAAUUUCGAAGGGGUCGGAUCUUUUGCCUCUAUCCGAUACCUGUACAAAUAUUGCCACAAAGGACCAGAUUGUAUCACCAUCCAAAUGCGCGGGCAGAAUAGUGAAGUCGAUUGGGACGAGAUUCGUAACUAUACCGACUGUCGAUAUAUCAGCUCGAUGGAAGCGUGCUGGCGUAUUUUCGCGUAUAAAUUACACGAUCGUCCCCACGCCGUAGUUACGUUGCCCGUUCACUUGGAGAAUGAACAACCCGUCACUUUCGAUGAAGAUGAAGACGAAGAUGAAUUACUGACCCGUGUCGCGGACGCAACAAACUACGUGUCUAAAUUGGUGGCGUAUUUCCGUCUGAAUGCGGUCGACCCCGAAGCACGGCGGCUGCGCUACGUCGAGAUACCCGAAAACUACGUUUGGUUUAGAGGAGAGGGGGAAUGGCGUGCGCGUCAACAUUUUAAUAAAAUCGUGGGAGUUAUACGGGAAGUAUCCCCGUUGGAUGACGAAAGGUUUCACCUGCCCGACGGAUAUGUCUGUCAAACGUACCGUGAAGCCUGCGAGAAGCGUCGGUUACUCGCCAAUUUUGACAUUUACCGCAACGCGAUGCGCGAGGUUUGCGAUCGCGAUUUGCCGCCGCGCGUCAGAAAUUUUUUCCCUCUAAUUAUUUUAGUUUCAUUCGAGCGCCAUCGGCACGAAAUACCGGCCUUAUGGGAGGAGUUCAAAGAUCCUUACAUGAUCGCUGAUCUCAUAAGACGCGGUAUUCCGCGGCCGAUCGCGCUUCGCCGCGCUCUCAUUAAUAUUGAUCAAAUCGUGGCGGCAAAUCGCGAGGGAAUAAACCUCAACGAGAUCGGUCUGGACGACCCGGAAGCUGCUGGCGUCAAUGAAGCGAACGCGUUUGCGGAAGUGAGACAAUGCGCGCCGGCGUCAGACGAGCACGAGAAUGUGCUCUUGAGAUUCAGGGACAGAGCAAACAGCGUAGAUUCGGAGAGUGCGUUGCGAUAUUUCCACCUCGACAGGGCUAUCGUUGCGGGACUGGAGGCGGACGAGACGUUCGUCAACAGAAAUUUAUUUUUUGUUGACGGGCCCGGCGGAACUGGCAAAACUUUUCUCUAUAACGUAAUCGCGGAGCGAAUUCUGUCUGCCGGCGGUGUCCGUCUGAUGGCAGUUGCGUGGACGGGAAUCGCUGCGUCUUUACUUAUAGAGGGGAGGACCUGCCACCACGUUUUCCGUCUCCCUCUGGACCUGGACGAAGAGUCCACGGUCGGAUGGCCGGCCGAGCACGAAAGGUCGCAAAACAUUCGUCGAACCGACGUCAUUCUUUGGGACGAGGUGUCGAUGACCUCAAAGCAUGCAUUGAACGCGGUCGACAGGUAUGUUUGUGACGUGUGCGAGAACAAUGUGGUUCCUUUCGGGGGAAAAGUAGUCCUUUUCGGGGGUGACUUUCGUCAAACGUUGCCGAUCGUGGUGCGCGGUUCGCGCAUGGACAUCUUUGCAAACUGUGUCAAAUCGAGUCAGAUUUGGCGCAGGGUGAAUGUGUUUUGUCUUCAGACAAAUUUGCGAGUGAAUCGCGCGGUACAAUCGGCGACCGAGGCGGCGGCUCAUCAUCCCGAAAUGGUCGACUUGGAAGUCGUUUGGAACCGCAUUCGAGAGUACGGCAAUUGGCUUUUGCGUAUGGGGGAGGGGUUAAUCGAGAGGGCAAUUUUGCGCGAUACGUUCGUCCCGGCCGAUCUCAUCAAAAUCGAUCGUCAUUUCGUAAUGCCAACCAUACAGGAAUUGAUCGAAUGGGUCUACGACAGAGUAAAUGAAAACGACAUCGGGGAUCGAGUGAUACUGUGUCCCACCAAUGUCGCGGUAGAUGACAUUAAUUUGCUAAUUUUAAAUCGGAAAAUCAUUGGUGAGCCAAGGUACUACCACUCGGUCGACGAGUAUGCCGGCAAUGCGGCGACCGAGGAUGAUGAAUUUCACGUCCUUUUGGACGUCGUUCAUCGGAUCUCGGCGUCCAACCUUCCGCCACAUGAGCUCGUGCUCAAGACGGGAGCGAUUGUCGUCCUGCUUAAAAACCUAGACGUCCGGCAUGGACAGUGCAACGGCACCAGAAUGAUGAUUGUGCGUCUCGGCGAGGAAGUUUUGGAAGUCAAGGUUUUAUCGGGUCCCCGCAAAGGGGAGACCAUCAACUUGCCCAAAAUUGAAAUUACAUCGAGCGUUCCGCAACUUCCUCGCCCGAUCAAGAGAGUGCAGUUUCCCAUACGGCUGGCAUUCGCCAUGACGAUUAACAAAAGUCAAGGACAGACGUACGCAAGAGUAGGAAUCCAUUUGCCAAGCCCGUGUUUCGCGCACGGACAGCUUUAUGUGGCCUUCUCUAGGGUGGGCUCGCCUGAAGAUGUGCGUGUUGUGAUCGAAAACACGGCAAAUCAAGGCGCUUUCAGACGCAGAGACGGAGUUAAAUUGACGCGUAACGUCGUUUACUCCAACAUUUUUAACAACCCCGAACCACUUCGACAACGGUUACCCUGGAAUCCUACUCGUGCGAUUAUUGGGGGUCAGGGUGAAGUCGUGCUUCCGGCACGCACGUCACCCUCUCCACCAACGUCUAACGAACCGACCAGUACUUCGUUCGAACAAGACUACGAUUUUUUCCCGGAACAUCGGGGACAACCACGACAUUAUCCUCAGUUGACGUGCCAUCACCGGUUGUGA
Molecule: messenger RNA, 4908 nt
Organism: Cylas formicarius (sweet potato weevil)
Lineage: Eukaryota; Metazoa; Arthropoda; Insecta; Coleoptera; Brentidae
Exons: 4
Coding region: 1-4908 (1635 amino acids)
Biological process (GO): DNA repair; telomere maintenance
Molecular function (GO): DNA helicase activity
Source: RefSeq, a predicted model, not a curated record